Homalodisca vitripennis (glassy-winged sharpshooter) is the source of this 1074-nucleotide messenger RNA. RefSeq lists its product as uncharacterized. The transcript has a single exon. NCBI's taxonomy places the organism in Eukaryota, Metazoa, Arthropoda, Insecta, Hemiptera, Cicadellidae. The record is from RefSeq and is a predicted model, not a curated record. Bases 1 to 1074 code for a protein of 357 amino acids.
AUGGUUCAAUUGGCUCUCUCGGAACAACUGGGACAUACAGUAGUACAGUACUCAGGCAAUAACAUCGGCUUUACAUUGCCGCUUAUAGUGGUUCCUGUUGUAGUGGUUCCUGUAGUGGUUCGAGUAAUACUCGCAAGGGCAGGUGAUAUGGUUCAAUUGGCUCUCUCGGAACAACUGGGACAUACAGUAGUACAGUACUCAGGCAAUAACAUCGGCUUUACAUUGCCGCUUAUAGUGGUUCCUGUUGUAGUGGUUCCUGUAGUGGUUCGAGUAAUACUCGCAAGGGCAGGUGAUAUGGUUCAAUUGGCUCUCUCGGAACAACUGGGACAUACAGUAGUACAGUACUCAGGCAAUAACAUCGGCUUUACAUUGCCGCUUAUAGUGGUUCCUGUUGUAGUGGUUCCUGCAGUGGUUCGAGUAAUACUCGCAAGGGCAGGUGAUAUGGUUCAAUUGGCUCUCUCGGAACAACUGGGACAUACAGUAGUACAGUACUCAGGCAAUAACAUCGGCUUUACAUUGCCGCUUAUAGUGGUUCCUGUUGUAGUGGUUCCUGUAGUGGUUCGAGUAAUACUCGCAAGGGCAGGUGAUAUGGUUCAAUUGGCUCUCUCGGAACAACUGGGACAUACAGUAGUACAGUACUCAGGCAAUAACAUCGGCUUUACAUUGCCGCUUAUAGUGGUUCCUGUUGUAGUGGUUCCUGUAGUGGUUCGAGUAAUACUCGCAAGGGCAGGUGAUAUGGUUCAAUUGGCUCUCUCGGAACAACUGGGACAUACAGUAGUACAGUACUCAGGCAAUAACAUCGGCUUUACAUUGCCGCUUAUAGUGGUUCCUGUUGUAGUGGUUCCUGUAGUGGUUCGAGUAAUACUCGCAAGGGCAGGUGAUAUGGUUCAAUUGGCUCUCUCGGAACAACUGGGACAUACAGUAGUACAGUACUCAGGCAAUAACAUCGGCUUUACAUUGCCGCUUAUAGUGGUUCCUGUUGUAGUGGUUCCUGUAGUGGUUCGAGUAAUACUCGCAAGUGCAGGUGAUAUGGUUCAAUUGGCUCUCUCGGAACAACUGGGACAUACACAGUAG